AUAGACAAUAAGGAGCCCUGGUUCGGUCCGAGUAUCGGAGUGACCCAAUCAUCACCGAUGUUGCCAGGGCAAUGGCGAGCAGAAACCUCUUAACAUUAAGGGCAGAGCUGGAUGAACAAACUAAAGAAAUCCAGAAAUUGCAAAAAGAGGUGGAACAAGCUACACAGCAUACAAUAAACCAGUUGUCCUUGUCUUCUCAUGAAAAAUGCCACAAGAACACAGUCAAUGACAAUAAUGCCAUCUCCAGAUUAUCACAUGCUUCCAGUUCAUUAAGGGGUAACAACAAUGUGUUAUCGUCUGCGCCCCUUCAAAUAUUAAAAAGUCGUCUGGUUGCUAGUCAGACAAGUCAAAGGGAAGGUGGCUUAGAAACACAAUGCAGUGUGAUGCAGAAGGGUCUGGAUGGAUCCACCUGCCUGGUGGAUAAGCAACCAGUAAAGACAUUGCUGAAUGAUUAUUCUUCAUUAUUCAUAAAUGCACAGAAAAGGCCAGAAGAAAUUGAUAGUACACAAAGGCACCAUCAACACUUUGUCAGUCAAUCAAUCAAUGAGUUGAACCUGAAGGUCCAGGAACUGAUAAAAAAGAAUGCUGAGAUGGAUAUUAGAUGUAAUGAAUCAAAAAAACAAGAAGAGGGGAAUAGACAACUUCAAGGUAGAAUACAGGAACUAGAGACUGCCAAUGGGGUGCAAGAGGAGAUGUUGAAGCAGGCCCAUGCCUACAUUGACAUUCUAAAAGAAAUGUUGCAGAAGCGUGAUCAUGUACACCAGGAUAUCCAGGGAGCCAUCUUAACAUAUAUCAAUUCUUCUGGAAAGGAAAUAUCUCCGAACUGUGAUCUUAGCAACCUUGGAACAUUUGUGGUAGAGAUGUGUCAGGAGCUGGCUGAUGAAGUUUCUUCUCUCAAAACAAAACUUCACACUACAGAAGACCAAACUGAUGUUUUGAAAAAGGAAUUAGGAGAUAAAGAGAACAAUUUAAAACAGUGUCAAGAGAGGUGUGAUCAUUUUGUUAAGAAGCAUGAACAGGAGAUGGCAGCAAUGAGCCAUGAAAUGAACACUGCUACGAACCAUGCCAAGACCAUGCAGGAUCAACUGGAAACACUACAGCAACAGAACACAAAGCAUGAGGAACACAUAGCAAAUUUGGAAUCUGUAGUGUCUGAGCUACGCUCUGAGCUGAAAAGCUGCAAGAAAACUUCUAAAGACAAGGUGGAAGAGCUGAAAAAGCAGCUGUUGAUAGCCAACAAUGCCUUGGAGAAGGCCCAGAAUGAGCAUACUCAGCUCAGUCAGGAUUUUGGUAAACAGCUGCAGGAAUUAAAGCAUUUGCAAGAGGCCCUUAAAGUAUGUGAAAAUCAGGUGCACUUGGAAAGAGAGCAUAACAGGCAGUUACAGGAACAGGCAAAUGUCAGCAAAUUUACCAAUGAUCACUUACGAAGAGAGCUGAUAGAACGGAGUAUGGAAGUAGAACGCCUUCAACUAAUGGUGACCAUGGUAAAAGAAGAGAGUCAGCAAAAGGAAGAAGAAAAGCUGAAAACUAUUCAAGACAAGACUGCAAAUUUGAACUUGAGGACAUGCCAGCUGGAGUCUAUGAAAGCUACCUUGCAGAAUAUGACAGAGGAGCUGAAGGCCAAAUCGCAAAGCCUGAAAAAUUCUGAGAAAAACAUAAACGAAUCAAAGGUUAGCUUGGCAGAGAAGGACAAGGCAUUAAAGAAUGCAGUAGAGGAGCUGAGAAAACUGCGUUUAUAUGCAGAGGCCAAAAAGAAGGAGCUGCAGCAACUUAAAGCCACCUCAGACCAAAUGUCAGAGAUGCUGGAAGAUACAGAAACAUUAAAGCAGCUUUUGAUGGAGAAAGAUAACAUGAUAAUGACUCUGCGAGACCAGAUUCAAACUUUAACUCGAGUGGUUGGGCAACAAAACCAGAAAGUGGGUUCACUGGAAGCAGAGAAGUCCCAACUCCUAGAUGAAGCAUCUCUAAUGAAUGCAGUAAUACAGGACAGUAUGGUUGUGGCAGAGAAGAAAGACAUAAAAAUCCAUGAGCUGGAAGAGAUGUGUAGAUUGCUAAAUAUGGAGAAAAGCAAAUUGACAAAUGAAUGCAUUGAAAAGACUUGUGCAUCCAACAAGUUGAAAAAGGAAAGAAAGGACAUUUUAGCUGAGCUCAGAGAAACACAAAAUGAGCUUGCGUGUCUAUCAGAAGAUUAUGAAACAAUGGAAAGGAACAACGAAAAUCGAACUGAAGGUUCAGAAAAUGCAACUGCUAUUCUUAAAAUGCAGCUGAAAGCAGCUGUUGCUGAACUGGCACAGACCAAAAAUACCCUGAAGACGGUAGAAGAUUGUGAUGGCCAUGCUAUUAAAAUUGCUACAAGAAUGCAGAAGAAAAUCACAGCCAAAAGAAAACAUAUUGAUGCUUUACAAAGUAGGAUUCAGUUCUUGGAGGAGGCUCUGUCUAACACAACAAAGGAAAAACGGCAUCUAAAACUGGAAAAGGCAAAGUUACUGCAGGAGUGUGCCAAUCAGGCAGAUGAAAAAAACAAACUGUGUGAUGCUGUUGAGAUGCUGAAGUCAGAGAAUAAAGCUCUUAAAACGAAUAUAGUUAACACAGAAGCCACCCUAGACAAGACUUUGUUGCAGCUCUCUGAAUGUCAAGCAGUAAUCCAGCGCUUAGAGCAAGAAAUAACGGUCUUGAAAUUACAGCACACACUGGACUUAAAGGAGCUUAGAGGUCCAUUUUCAAAUCAGAUUCUUGUCAAACCAAGGCAUGAAAUAGCUUCAGAAUCUUUCCUUCAACCUUGUGAUGUUCCUGUACAUGAAUAUGAUUCACCGAUCAAAUCUUGCCCUAAAGUCUUCAUGUUUACACAGCCAUCUGUUAAUUUUAACAUAGUGGAACCCUCUGAGAAAGCAAUAAAUCUUUCAGACUGCUUACGUUGUGCACCCUUUAAAGAUGAGGGACCUCUGAAACUGACGAGCCCCUGUUAUACCUCAUCUCUUAAGGAGAAUUACAAAAACCAUGAAAUUCAACCUAGGUCUCCAGUGUAUUCAUUGCUGACAGCUCCAACCAGCCAUACUGAUAUCUUUGAGACACUGAACAGAAAUCACUUCCUGGAAACCAUCUACAGCGAUAACUUUGAACAUGGUGAACAGUGUAAAGAACUUACAAAUAGUACCUGCCAGAUACUCCAGCACAGACUGGAAUGCUUACAAACCAUUGCUGAGGAUCUGCAGAUGAAAAAUAAAGGAGUCCUCAUCCUGUCUGUAUACAAGAGGCUUGUAUCUGAAAGUUUAAGUGUCUGGAGGGGCCUGUCCAUGGCCACCAUGACUGGAUUUGGGGCGGGCGUAGGCUGGGCCAGUAGUGAAGUGUUGUCAACAGGACCAUCUCCCAACAAACUUGUCAAGUAUAUCCAAUUUGGAGACUAG
This is a messenger RNA of Nanorana parkeri, 3404 nucleotides long. It is a transcript of the gene CCDC158, whose product is annotated as coiled-coil domain containing 158. The record is from RefSeq and is a predicted model, not a curated record. The transcript has 22 exons. Lineage: Eukaryota; Metazoa; Chordata; Amphibia; Anura; Dicroglossidae. Bases 72 to 3404 code for a protein of 1110 amino acids.